Penicillium oxalicum is the source of this 387-nucleotide messenger RNA. RefSeq lists its product as uncharacterized. Lineage: Eukaryota; Fungi; Ascomycota; Eurotiomycetes; Eurotiales; Aspergillaceae. Bases 1 to 387 code for a protein of 128 amino acids. The record is from RefSeq and is a predicted model, not a curated record. The transcript has 2 exons.
AUGACACGGGACCUUGCACGUUACAGUUUUUCCGGUACCUUUAGCUCUCGUUCGUGCUCCCACAAACACCCCCUCCUCAUCCCGCGCGCCACAGACGAUUGUCCCAACAACCUCAGCGGCGGCGCAAUCGCCGGCAUCGUCAUCGGCUCCAUCUUCGGUACCUUGCUACUUCUCUGGCUCUGGCGAUUCCUUCAAUUACCCUGGGCCAGCGACGAUGUUUCAGACGUGGGGUAUCGACCGCCUACCGUGCGGACGGCGGCGGGAGAUGAUCGACGCCGGAGACGACGACCGGCCACGACGGUGGAUUAUUAUGUGGAGAAGCCGCGGAGUCGAUCGCGGGGGUAUCGUGAGGAUGUGCGUCGGCCAGCGAAGGUGUAUAUUUCUUGA